AUGGAACCGUCUGAACUGGAGUUUAUCGGGGAAAAUUCUCUCAUCGGUGUGAUUCCGAAUUUCAAUCACGAUGCAAUCUACCUUAUAUCCGGCACGAUUGAACCGUUCCGUGGUGGGGCCCCGCUGUACGUGCCACUGUGGUUGGCGAUUCACUUGCGGCAGCAACAGAAGUGUCGUAUCGUAGCGCCACAAUGGAUGGACAUUGAUUUGCUGGAAGAUAUUAAAGAAAUGGAGAAACGAGUUGGCACGUUCACCAAAAUGCCCAGCGCAAACUACAUGGUGGAAGCGAAGCUGAUCCUUAACACGGCCCCGGAAGAUGUGCCGUCCUCGGAUGUGAUUAAAACGCUCAUCAAGGACAUUUACGAUGUGCGCUCUGCCAAGCUGCGUACGACGGUGGACAAUUUCCUUAAAAGCGAAGGUGCCCAUACGGUCAACCUGGAAAACGUGACCGUCCUGGAGCUGCACACAAUACAGCCGCUGCUACCGCACGCGAUGGACUUUUUGGGGCGCAUCGAGCAAACGAAAAAAGCGGUCCGCUCGCACAACGUUACGACACAAUCGUUUACCAUGGCCGGAACGAGUGGUCUAGGAAGUUCUGCCUCAAAUCGGUGGUAA
Messenger RNA from Anopheles cruzii, 615 nucleotides. RefSeq names its product probable DNA replication complex GINS protein PSF2 (gene Psf2). Gene Ontology annotation, cellular component: GINS complex; nucleus. The coding region runs from base 1 to 615 and encodes 204 amino acids. Gene Ontology annotation, biological process: DNA replication; double-strand break repair via break-induced replication. The record is from RefSeq and is a predicted model, not a curated record. The transcript has 2 exons. NCBI's taxonomy places the organism in Eukaryota, Metazoa, Arthropoda, Insecta, Diptera, Culicidae.